AUGGAUGUGGAUGAAAAUGCGGCCGAAAAGUUUCGUUGGAUUCGACUAAACUGGACUUUUGGAAGGUUUUCAUUCAAUCUACGGUUUAAUCCAGUCGUUACGUUCGUCUCAGCUGCGAUCAUAUGGUCCUUCGUGAUCUGGUGUUCGGUGGACGCCGAUGUUGCGUCAAAGGAAUUGACUAGUUGGAUGAAAUGGAUAACGUACACGUGUACAUGGAUGUACAUCGGGACGCAGGACGUCUGGGCCAUCUUCAUCGUCGUCCUUUACUUUUCCAAAUACGGCAAAAUGAAACUGGGAAAACCGGACGACAAACCGGAUUUUAGCGACGCAACAUACUUCACCAUGCUUUUUGCGGCUGGGAUUGGAGUUGGGUUGUUCUAUUUUGGCGUUGGUGAGUGUUUUAAUUAAAGUGAGAUCCUUCGUUUUUUGGAACAUUUUCUCCUAAACUGCCUAACGUAUUUUAAUGAGUUUUCUUCAGAGGAAGGUAUUUGUUCUUAAAUCGCAACGCAGUUGUGACUAACAUUCAAAAAAUAUUCGGCAUAAGUGAAAUGUAUUCUAUUAGUCCCUUCCAGUUUUUACUGUUCCAAUUUCAAGUCGUUUUCUCCUAAGCAAAUUUACAUGUAAAAAAUCGAGCCUGCACGCCGACGGCCAUUUCGUAACCACGGGCACUGUCUGCAACCACCAAUGCUGCGCCGAAAAAUUAACAGCUGAAUUAAUACGACACAUUUCUUAGUUUACUGUUUCAAAAGUUUACACUGUUUGAAAAGCCUUCCAAGUUUUGCUUCACCUUUAACCCUGAAACGUGCUUAACAGACUGAAUACAAAAUUCUUUGGUUACCAAACCAGUAAAAUGAGAUUUAGCCUAUCUAGGCGAGGUAUUUCAUCCUUUUUUAGUCUGGUAACUUUUCUAAGUAGCGAAAGCCAAAUUAUCGGUAUCGUUCAUGAGCCGUUUUGGUUUGACGCCGGUUUUCCGAGGACGCAAACAAACAAGCAAACAACAACAACAAGAAAAACAAGGAAAACUGGGUUAAGAAGGCUAAGGACUGCCUUGUUCAGGCACAUUUAUUUAUUUAUUUAUUUAUUUAUUUAUUUAUCCGUCUAUCACAACCUAUGGUCAAAGGCCAAAGGAUAAUCUGUAAGAGAGUCCUAAGGGGCCGACCAUUUAACUCUUGAGGGGGGGGUGGGUGAUUUUGAAAAAAAAUUUCCUGCAAGCGCUUGUCGGAAGAAAAAAAUUGCAUGCAGCACAAAUGUAAUAAAGAGCUUAAGGGAAAAAAAGGGAAAAAAAAUAUCCUGCCCACCAUAUUGCUAGAAAAAAAAAUUCUUGAUGACCAGAAAUCACCCACCCCCACCCUCAAGAGUUAAAUGGUCGGCCCCUAAACCCCAUAAAAAAACAGAUCGCCUAUGACCUAAUGCAGAUACUUAAUAAAAAAAACAAAAGCAAAAACAUAUUAAAAGUCACUAAGGAAUUUCUUAACCCUAGACUUUAAAAAAGCUACAUUAUCAGAGCAACGAAUAUCUAAAGGUAGUUGAUUCCACAUUUCAAGGUGAUAGUAGCCGGGAGUACGCCUAGGCAUAAGUCUAGAUUUACCACUGAAUUAUAACGGCAUUAUUAUGGGCCCUGAGUACGGUCAUUAUGUGCGUACUUUCUUGCAAGUGUUAUUGCUUGUAUUAUAAGUUGAGUGAAAAGGAGUACAGUGAAACGUCUAUUAAGCGGACCCCAAAUUAAGCGGACAUCCUCUAUUAAGCGGACACUAAGCCUGGUCCCGAAAGGACCGUCUGAUAUUUCCCUUUAUAACGAACCCCUAUUCAGCGGACACCUCUAUUAAGCGGACGCGGACACUAAAAUAAGUUGUAUUUCGCUAAUUUCUGUUGUUAAACACCUCUAACAUCGGACUGAAUUGACAAUAGUAGUAUUGGAUUACGUCCUUGAAAUACGUGCUGAAGUCGGUUAAUGUUUUUGCAUUUACAAACAAAUUAAAGUUAGUAAUGAAAGGAACUGAAUUUGAACUCUGGUUAGCUUCUUUAACAACAUGUAACUUAUCACAGCACAGAGUAACCGUAGAAUGUUGAUCGUUAAUAGACAUUGCGCAACUUUCUCCAACCUCUAUUAAGCGGACACCCUCUAUUAAGUGGACACUUGGGAAGGCCCCGAAGGUGUCCGCUUAAUAGAGGUUUCUCUGUAUUGUACUUUGACACUUGUCAAACGUUUUCCUCACAUCCAUAUUUUAAGCGAUAUCAACACGACACCGACAUCAGCUGUCUAUGGCUACAAUUUCGCACUGUUUUGAGUUCAGUCGGUGUCGUGUUGAUGUCUUGCAAAGUUAAUUUUCACGUAGUACGAUCAGCAUUGCAGUAUUCUGCUUGCAGAAUUUAAUAUGUCAACCCGUUCAAUGUUUUUAAAAACAAACAUGUGUACCGAAUAUAAACGGGCCCAUUCCCCCCUUACCCAUAAGCUUCAAUGUCAAGAAUACAGUCAGUUUAACCGCAUCUACCGAAAACGAAAAAAUGUGUGUUAUUUUUGUGGCCGGAAAUAGAAAGGCUUAUAACCUUUUUUUAAUUAUUUUUUUCCUUAGGCGAGUAAAAAAACUCACUCCAGUAAAAUUACUGUCAGAACAAAACGGAAAGGUGUUGCCGCGUCGAGAAAUUUUUUAUUAGUUUUGGACUUCGACGUCAAGCCUCCUUCAGGCUCUCAGAUAGUACAGUGUAGGCAUGACGCCGGAGAGUAAAAGACAUCCGAAAAUAUGAGCGCGUGAUCAAAGAAAAGGGAGCGGUGGUUCCGUUUUAUUUUCGUGUUCGCGCUUUCUCAAUUUCGCGGACCCGACCAUCUCGGAGCCCGUGACAGGCUACCUUAUCUCGUUAGAUAGACUUGCAUUUUUUCACCAUUUUUUAAAGGUGUUAUUGAAUGUUGAUUAAAAUGCAAAAAUCGCAAUUGAGUCUGAUUUAUGCGCAAAUUUUCGCGCUAAUGAAUGUAUCUUCGCACUAUUGGUCGCCGUUUCACGUAAAUGAUGGCGUAUUUUGUCGUAAUGAACAGCAAAAGGUGUAUUAAUUUACGUGUUGAAAUCAUGAAUAGUAACGACAAGGAAAGGGGAAACUUGGUCACGCGUUAUAAAUUCGCGUUUGCCGUUAGACGUAAACGUGAUGCUUAGCCUCUAUUCAAAAGUGAAAGCACACUGUGGCAAAAGUGACCACAAUGUUCUUGCAGUAACCUCCGCUGCCACAUACAGCUUUUAUACCACAUUUUCCAGCCGACGAGAAGGGGGGGCUUUCAUUCUAGUUAAACACUGCGAUCGCAUUGUUUAAUGGCCAAUUUGUAGAUGGUGUUAGAGAGGGAAGACGCCUAUUGUUUGUUUUAUCGUUGUUAAUGGUCAUGUUCGAAGGACCGUUUCUUUCGGAGUGCAACAGGACGGUACAAAUUUAACGUCACUUUCAGAAAAAUACUAUCAUAGUAAUCAUACUAUCAAAAAAAUUGAUCACGUGAUCAAAUCAUUUCGCUAUGGAUCAAUACCGCCCCCACUAAAUCAACAACUGGUUCGUUCUUUUUUUCUUGGGUUCUAAGUCAGGGUUUUCGCUACGAGUUGGUACGACAAAUUUAUGGUAUUUUUAUUGUCUUUUCACAGCUGAACCUGUCGUACACUAUGCUUCUACACGUUACUACGACGCCGGAAACCGCUACUAUGGAAGGUAAUCACAAAUUCCCCUUCCACACACAUACCCAAAAGGUUUUUCAACUGUAAAAAAAUUUCAACACAUUUGGUUUUGAACCAAGAUUUACAUGUUUCGACCUUAACACGCAGAAGUAUUUUUCAACUGAAGUGGAAUAAACAAAUCAUAUGCUAUUAAACAGAAGCAGGAGCCCAUACAUGGCUCUUGAUUUCAGAAACUUUGACAAACGACUUAUAGUAAUCCUAGAGGAGGAAAAGAGGAUAAAAGAAGCAUACAAAAGGUGGAGACAAUUUUAAUUAAGUGGGUCGAUUUUCAGUGAGAAUUACAGAUUGAUCAAUUAACUUAAAAGCAAUUUCACAUGGUGAAAAUUUAUGCAUUUAUUGUUUCCGGGUGCAAAACCUUUUUGGGGCUUGGGACCUCUUUUAAACCCCAACAGUCCAAAUAAGUAAACACACACAAAUAAGAACCAAGGGAUUAAGAACCACGUGGGAGAAAUUUGCCACUUUCAUACCCAAAAAUACAAGAACCUGUUUAGCCAAGGAAAAUAAAGCAGGUUCAUAUAUGUUGGGAACAUACUGUACUAAACUGUAUACAAAUUCGGUUAUCAGUUUUGGUAGGGUUAUAAUAAUACAAUUGUGAAUAAAUAAAAGGUUUAUUUAUUUUCCUGGUAAUCAACAAUUUUUUAUCUCCUGGUUAAAAAUUAAGAACCUAAUUAAGAGCCCAUUUGAGAACCUACUCAGCCUAAAUUGACAAUAAGUGAACUACCCCAAAUUACAAGAACCUAUUUUGCCAGAAAAGUAGGUUCUUAUUAGCGAGUGUUUACUGUACUAUCUCUUCAAUCUGAUCUCCAGAAAUUUUCUUAUGUAAAGAAACAUUUUUCAAUUCUCAUACCUGUUCCGUUUAUUGCGUUCGAGGUACGAGAACGCAACCCCUAAUUUGUGCUGGGUGUUCUGUGCAUUAUUGGGAAUCCUGUGCAAUUAAUGAGGGAGGCUUUUUCGUCGUCGUCGACACACAUUUGCCUCGCUUUGAGGCGCUUGCUUACGUUUUGCCUCACUUUGACGCGCUAACUUCGAUUACUCCUAGUUAUGUGUGUAAGUUGUUAAGAGAAAAUUAUGCAUAUGUUGGUCACUUUUAAAGACUGAAAACGUUUCCUUUCUACAGACACAACGACAAUCAACGAGCUCAGGAUGCUAUCAAUUUAACUCUAUUCCAUUGGGGUAUCCAUGCCUGGAUCGUGUAUGUGGUGGUUGGUCUUCUUCUCGCGUUUGUGGGUUACAGGAAAGGCCUUCCUAUGACCAUCCGCUCGUGUUUCUACCCGCUUGUGGGCGAAAAGAUCUUCGGAUGGAUGGGUGACGCCAUAGACAUCCUCUCUGUGUGCUGCACUAUGUUUGGUGUUUGCACCAGUCUAGGAGUAGGUGUCAUGCAGAUGAACACAGGUUUUGAGCGCAUCUUUAAGAAAUUCGAAUACUCAGUCAAAAACCAAAUCAUCCUUAUUUGGUGCGUGACUGCAUGUGCCACGGCGUCCGUUGUCAGCGGACUGAAAGUUGGAAUCCGGAGAUUGAGCGAGAUUUGCUUCAGUCUCGGCGUGUUCCUCAUGUUGAUCGGGCUCUUUUACGAAGAUACCUGGCAUGUCUUUAACGUGUAUGUACAAAGCAUAGGUUAUUACAUUCAGUGGAUCAUCCAACUUGGCUUCCACACAGACGCCUUUGCACAACUUGGAAAUGCACCUGACGGCAAGCAGGCCAAAACGUGGAUGAACGACUGGACCAUCUUUUACUGGGGCUGGUGGAUUGCCUGGUCGCCCUUUGUGGGCAUGUUCAUCGCAAAAAUCUCAAAAGGGCGAACCAUAAGAGAGUUUAUCAAUUGCACUUUGACAGCUCCAAUAAUAUACGCGUUCUUGUGGUUCUGCAUUUUCGGUAGCGCAGGGUUGAAGAUGGAACGAGAUGCUGAGAAGGCCAAUAUCACGUGCUCCUCUACACUAGGAGGUUCUGACAGCGCAGAGGCCGCGAAUGGAUUGUUUAGGCUCUCUUGUAGAAAAACAAACGACAUGUGGUUUGACGUCGUGGGCCAAUAUGGUGACCUGGGGACAUUUCUCUCAGUCUUAUCGCUGGUUAGUAUCAUCCUGUACUUUGUCACCAGCUCUGACAGCGGUUCCCUAGUGAUCGACUGCCUAUCUGCAAACGGUGAUCCGGAGCCACCCACUAUCCAGCGUAUUUUCUGGGCGUUAACAGAAGGCGCCUGUGCCACAUCCCUGCUCUAUGCCGGAGGUAAGAACGGCUUAACUGCCCUUCAGUCCAUGUCCAUAGCAUCGGGCGUGCCUUACACCAUUUUACUCUGCCUAAUGUGCGUUUCAUUAUGGAGGGCGGUAAAGAUGGAAGAAGGUGAUCUUGAUCAAUACGGUCCACAGUUUACCACUGGCUUGUUAGACGUAUUAAGCAACCCGACGUUGCCUAGCAUUCGAAAGGUCCUUAUUGCCGUCGUCGCACCGUGGUAUCCAAUGGGGAAAGCUGCCUUCAAGAUUGGUGGAUCAAAGGGCCAUCAGAGCGUCUACAUGCUAGCCCUUGCGGCGCCGUUUUAUCUCUGGAUUGUCCUGAUGUUCCUUGAGCAUGUCGUUGACGGAAUAUGGACAGUGGCAUGGACAGUGCUGUUUGCAUUCUUUGCCUACGGCACAGCAAUCCGUAAUGCCAUACGUGAGAAAUACAACAUCAAUGGCAACAUGGUUGAAGAUUUCUUUGCAGUAAUGCUUACCUACCCAUUUGCAGCGUAUCAAAUGGAGCAUCAUGUCGAUCACAUCCAUGGUCUCGACUUAGGUGAGCCGUCUCUGACAAAUGGCGUGGCCCACAAGUCCAUUUGCAUGUCUGAAGUGCAUAUCAACCCUCUCGUUGAAAACGACAGCGGCAUUGACAAACCAUCGUCAAACGGCGCGACCUGCCAGGAGGUCGAUGGAGCAAACGAGGACACAUCGGAUAAUGGCCAUGCAACUUCCAAGACCGACCAUUCUAAUGGGAUCGUAAAUGGUGAUGUAGGUAAUUCUGUUAUUGUUAAUCCUCCAUUUGAAGAAGAAAAAUUUUAAAAGCAUCCGAGCUAAAGUCAUGCGUGAGGUAUUGAAAAUACUUGCUGGACUGACCUUGAGCUUAGCUGAUUAGUGCUUUGGUUUGUGUUAUUUUCGUCAAUAGAGACCUUAAGAUUCUAAGACGAGGACGACUACGAGUACGAGAUUU
Messenger RNA from Porites lobata, 6884 nucleotides. The record is from the annotation of a GenBank genome assembly. NCBI's taxonomy places the organism in Eukaryota, Metazoa, Cnidaria, Anthozoa, Scleractinia, Poritidae.